AUGCAGCACUUUGCGCAAGACCAGCCAGCGCUGUACAACUUGAUACAAGACCGGAUUGGCGAGAUCCGGGAGGUCGUCGAUGUCGACAGUUGGGACACAUGGUUGAAUCGCCGGCCCAAGGACAAGACAAACAAAUGGUUCCGCAGAUGCAAGGCAUACCUGCCACGGUUUAGGACUGUCAAAAGUCUUGCGACAAGUUUAAGCAAUCUAGACCCGCACCACCUCGCGCCGUAUGUUACUACCGGCGUUUUCGUCUUCAUCGAGCUCUGCUUUGAAUCGGUCGACCCGUCGAUGCGCGAUAAGGCUAUGACCAUGUUAUUGAAGACGAGUAUAAUUAUCAGUAAGUGGGUCGACCGCGAAGCCGACCUAAGGCGGAUGAAGAAGGGAACCAAGUCGCAAGAUGUAGAGAAGAUCGAACAACAACUUCCCAAGCUCUACUUCGACAGCCUGAUGCUGAUCUCCUCCAUUUACGAAUCCGGGAGGACCAGAUCCAGUCGUCUCAAGGCGAACUUGAUCUCGGAGCCGGGAGAAUGGGACCAGGCGUAUCAGAAGCUAGAUGACCGAGACUCAGCGUGCGGCGAGCUGAAGAGUAAUGUCGAAUCGGAGCUCAAGAGAAGUGAUGCCAACAUUGCCAUACUCAACUGGAUCCGGAACCGCAGCGAGGAUCCCGAGCCUGUGCACGAGACGGUCAAGGAGAGGACGGGGAUUAACAAUCGCAAGUCAAUGGCCGGAAAUUGGUUCCUCGAGACGCCAGAGUUCAGCUCGUGGAUAGAUGGAAUCCGUCAAAAAGAGGCAGUAAAGUCGGUGUUCUGGCUGAAGGGAGCGAGAACGGGGAAAACAACAUUGAUCUGCCGGGCCAUCUCCCACUUCGAGGAUUUUCCUAUCGAUGGAGUCAGGUUCGUCCGAUACUACUGCUACAGCAGCAAGACCGGGAAGGAAUCCAAAUCGCCCGGAUACGAGACGAUAAUUCGAGCGUUAUGCUACCGGCUGGCGUGGAAUAGAGAUGGGAGCGUGGCUGAACCCGCUAUAGACUUGCACGACCAGGCUAAACAGGGCCAAGACUCACCGUCCACUAAGACAUGGGAGACGCUACUCAAGAGCCUGAUCACUUCCAGUUCAACUCCGAUCGUGUUUGUCAUUGACGCUCUUGACGAGUGCAAAACGCAGUAUGAUUACAUUAGGCUCCUCAAGUUCCUGAGCGGGCUGCUGCAGACGUCUGUUGGACUGCACUGCCUAAUCUCGUCGCAGUCGCAUAUGAGGGUCGGAGACUACUUUCAUGGCUCUGUACAAAUGUUUGACGUUGUCCAACCUCGAACAGAGGAGGACAUGAGGCGCUUCAUCAAGGAUCAGAUUGAGUCGAAAAGAGAGGACCCCCAGUGGAAGAAGAGUAUAUUCUUCGAACACAGUGCUCUAUGCAAUCGAUUGAGAUUGGCAUUGUUUAAAUCUGCCGGUGGCAUGUUUCGGUGGGUUGAAAUUUGGCUCAGCGUAUUCUUCCCGAAGAACAAGAAGCCCGUACGGUCUCUGAAUUAUGCAAAAAAGCUGCUCGAUGAGCUGGAGGGCCUCAAGAGCUUGGACAAACUCCCAGAUAGAGAAGACGACAAGUUCUCAGACAACGAGAACAAGGAGGCCAUCAAGGCAGCCUAUGAGAGGCUUUGGAACAUCAAUGGUGACGACCAAUACAAGGAUCUCCAAGUUCGCGUCUUUCAAAUUAUCACGGGCGCGCGGGAAAGCCUGACGCCUGAGCAGCUACUCGAGUUCGCCCUUUCCGAUCCACGCAACAACGAGAACUUCGACUUAGACGAGCUCGAGGGCUUGUACUGCAACUUUCUGGAGAUGAACAGCGAGGGCUAUCUGGACUUUGUACAUCUCUCAGCCAGGAUAUUUGUAUUCGAGAUGAAAGAGAAAGGCUUCGGCACUUCCGAUUUCAGUCCAGAAUCCUUCCUCGCCCGCAGUUGCCUACGCUACCUGAGCGUCCCACACUUUGAGAGCGGGUUUUGUCAUACGGACGAGGAGUUUGAAGAGCGAUUGAGGUCGUACCCGCUCUACCUCUAUGCCGCACGCAACUGGGGACAUCAUGCUCGCCAGGCUUCGAUUCCUAUACCGGAAGUCAUAGAUUUUCUAGAGUGCAAGCCAAAGAUGGAGGCAUCUAGCCAAGCACUGAUGGCCAAAAAGCACUACCCAAACUACUCAAACAAUUUAUAUUCCAGCCAAGAAGUUCCAAGGCGUAUGACAGGACUACACCUGGCGGCGUACUUUGGGGUCCAAGAAGCAGUGAGUGACUUACUCGAUAGUCCCUCUAAGAAUCUAAAGGACAGUUAUGGUCGGACGCCGCUGUCAUGGGCUGCAGGGAAUGGGCACGACGUGGUGGUGAAGCUGCUGCUCGAGAAAGGCGCAGAGCUGGAGAUCAAAGAUAAUAUCUCUGGUCGGACGCCGCUGUCAUAUGCUGCAGAGAGAGGGCACGAGGCGGUGGUGAAGCUGCUGCUCAAGCAUGGCGCGAAGCUGGAGACUAAAGGUAAUGUCUCUGGUCAGACACCGCUGUCAUAUGCUGCAGAAAGAGGGCAUGAGGCGGUGGUGAAGCUGCUGCUCGAGAAAGACGCGAAGCUAGAGCUAGAGACUAAAGAUAAUCUCUUUGGUCAGACGCCGUUGUCAUGGGCUGCAUGGAAUGGGCACGAGGCGGUAGUGAAGCUGCUGCUCAAGAAUGGCGCGAAGCUGGAGACCAAAGAUAAUAUCUCUGGUCAGACGCCGUUGUCAUGGGCUGCAGGGAAUGGGCACGAGGCGGUGGUGAAGCUGCUGCUCAAGAAUGGCGCGAACCUGGAGACUAAAGAUAAUGACUCUGGUCAGACACCGCUGUCAUAUGCUGCAGAGAGAGGGCACGAGGCGGUAGUGAAGCUGCUGCUCAAGAAUGGCGCGAACCUGGAGACUAAAGAUAAUGACUCUGGUCAGACACCGCUGUCAUAUGCUGCAGAGAGAGGGCACGAGGCGGUGGUGAAGCUGCUGCUCAAGAAUGGCGCGAAGCUGGAGACCAAAGAUAAUAUCUCUGGUCAGACGCCGUUGUCACGGGCUGCAGGGAAUGGGCACGAGGUGGUGGUGAAGCUGCUGCUCAAGAAUGGCGCGAACCUAGAGACUAAAGAUAAUGACUCUGGUCAGACACCGCUGUCAUAUGCUGCAGAGAGAGGGCACGAGGCAGUGGUGAAGCUGCUGCUCAAGAAUGGCGCGAAGCUGGAGACCAAAGAUACCUCUGGUCGGACGCCGCUCUCAUGGGCUGUAGAGGGAGGGCACGAGGCGGUGGUGAAGCUGCUACGAAGCAGAAAGCCUAAUGAUUCAUAG
Molecule: messenger RNA, 3327 nt
Organism: Talaromyces marneffei
Lineage: Eukaryota; Fungi; Ascomycota; Eurotiomycetes; Eurotiales; Trichocomaceae
Exons: 7
Coding region: 1-3327 (1108 amino acids)
Molecular function (GO): protein binding
Source: RefSeq, a predicted model, not a curated record